UUAUGAAACCUUGCAUGGCCAGUAGAUUUUCUAUUGAGAUACACAGUUUCCAUUCUGUGCCCAGCAACCAGGUCCUGCUUUCUCAGACUUACACAUACUCAUUCUUAGCACAAGGAAUUCCCUCCUCACCUCAGUUUUUGUCUUAAAAAGACAUGGAUGAAGAACCCAUAAGUUAUAGUACACUACACCAGAAUUCUCAGCAGAGGCACACACGAAAAAAUAAUGUUAAACCUAAAUUUGGUCCAAAUGAAUUGCCAUUAACCAAAAAAGAGCUGAAACACCAGAAACCUUGUAACACACAGCACAGAAAUAUAGCAGAAGAUGUCAAUGACACAGUUCUCUCAGGAGACGUCUCACCUCUUCCAUGGAGGCUGAUUUCUAGUGUGCUGGGUGUCAUGUGCCUUUUCCUAACGGCUGUAGCCAUUGCAGUGGUUGUUUUGACUGCAAGCACAUCUUCCAAACAAUCUCCUCUCAUAAUCCAGCAAAAAGAGAAACUGUGUCUGGGACCUCAUCAUUCUUGUCCAAAGAAUUGGGUUUGGUUCCGAUGCAAUUGUUACUACAUCUCCAAGGAAGAGUUAACUUGGAAAGACAGUCAACGUGCCUGUUCAUCUCUAAAUUCCAGUCUCAUUAGGAUAAACAGAGAGGAGAUGCAUUUCUUCUCUUUAAAAUAUUUCUUUUGGAUUGGAGUCUACUACAAUGGGAUUGACCGGCACUGGUUGUGGGAAAAUGAUUCACUUCUGCCCUCUGAUAUGUUUGAUCUUCCUACACCUCAAUCACUACAGGCCUGUCUAUCUUACAAAUCAAGAGAAGCUUAUGAAAGUGAAAGUUGUGAAAAUAAACAGAACUACAUUUGUAAGAAUCACCUUAUUUAUUCCAUAAAUUCACAGGAAAGAAGGGCAUUACUCUUAUCUAACCUUAUGUCUUGAUAGACUUGCCAGUGGUCACUUUCUUAUUCUAUCUAGAAAAUAUGUAAAUUUACAUCUUUGGUUUAAUAAAAAUA
Molecule: messenger RNA, 1000 nt
Organism: Phacochoerus africanus (Common warthog)
Lineage: Eukaryota; Metazoa; Chordata; Mammalia; Artiodactyla; Suidae
Product: killer cell lectin-like receptor subfamily E member 1
Exons: 7
Coding region: 153-926 (257 amino acids)
Biological process (GO): positive regulation of natural killer cell mediated cytotoxicity; stimulatory C-type lectin receptor signaling pathway
Source: RefSeq, a predicted model, not a curated record